AUGGAUCCCCUAAACCUCUCUUGGUACAAUGGUGACAUUGGUGACAGGAACUGGAGCAAGCCACUCAACGAGUCCAAUGUGGAUCAGAAGCCUCAGUAUAACUACUAUGCCAUGCUGCUCACCCUCCUCAUCUUUGUCAUUGUUUUUGGCAAUGUGCUGGUGUGUAUGGCUGUGUCCAGAGAAAAAGCCCUUCAGACCACCACUAAUUACCUGAUCGUGAGUUUGGCAGUGGCAGAUCUCUUGGUAGCAACUCUGGUCAUGCCUUGGGUGGUCUAUCUGGAGGUGGUUGGUGAGUGGAGGUUUAGUCGGAUCCACUGUGAUAUCUUUGUAACCCUUGAUGUUAUGAUGUGUACUGCCAGUAUCCUCAACCUCUGUGCCAUCAGCAUUGACAGGUACACAGCAGUAGCAAUGCCAAUGCUGUAUAAUACCCGCUACAGCUCGAAGCGCAGGGUCACGGUCAUGAUUGCUGUGGUCUGGGUGCUUUCAUUUGCCAUCUCCUGCCCACUCCUCUUUGGCCUCAACAACACAGAUGAGAACGAGUGCAUCAUUGCCAAUCCUGCCUUUGUUGUGUAUUCCUCUAUCGUCUCCUUCUACGUUCCCUUCAUUGUCACGCUGCUGGUGUACGUGCAGAUUUACAUAGUGCUCCGGAAGCGCAGGAAGCGUGUCAACACCAAGCGCAGCAGCCACGUCCUGGACUCAGACACGCAAGCCCCACUGAAGGACAAAUGCACUCAUCCAGAAGACGUCAAGCUCUGCACAGUUAUUGUGAAGUCCAAUGGGAGUUUCCAAGUUAAUAAGCGCAAAGUGGAGGCGGAGAGUCACAUGGAAGAGAUGGAAAUGGAGAUGGUGUCCAGUACCAGUCCCCCUGAGAAAACCACCAUCAAACCAGCGGCACCAAGUAACCAUCAGUUGGUUGUGCCAGUUGCUUCUAAUCAGGGCACCAACUCAACCCCGCAGGCACUGGACAGCCCUGGGAAAGUAGAGAAGAACGGCCAUGCCAAAGAAACACCCCACACAGCCAAGGUCUUUGAGAUCCAGUCUAUGCCCAAUGGCAAAACAAGGACCUUUCUCAAGAGUGUGAGCAGGAGGAAACUCUCACAACAGAAGGAAAAGAAAGCCACUCAGAUGCUAGCCAUUGUACUCGGUGUUUUCAUCAUCUGCUGGCUCCCAUUCUUCAUCACUCACAUCCUGAACAUGCACUGCGAUUGCAACAUCCCCCCAGCAAUGUACAGCGCCUUUACAUGGCUUGGAUACGUCAACAGUGCUGUCAACCCAAUUAUUUACACCACCUUCAACAUUGAAUUUCGCAAGGCUUUCCUGAAGAUCCUCCAUUGUUAA
Gavia stellata (red-throated loon) is the source of this 1338-nucleotide messenger RNA. RefSeq names its product dopamine receptor D2 (gene DRD2). The transcript is spliced from 7 exons. The record is from RefSeq and is a predicted model, not a curated record. Gene Ontology annotation, molecular function: G protein-coupled receptor activity; dopamine neurotransmitter receptor activity, coupled via Gi/Go. Gene Ontology annotation, biological process: adenylate cyclase-inhibiting dopamine receptor signaling pathway; adenylate cyclase-activating adrenergic receptor signaling pathway. Gene Ontology annotation, cellular component: glutamatergic synapse; presynaptic membrane. Lineage: Eukaryota; Metazoa; Chordata; Aves; Gaviiformes; Gaviidae. Bases 1 to 1338 code for a protein of 445 amino acids.